Molecule: messenger RNA, 1860 nt
Organism: Ogataea haglerorum
Lineage: Eukaryota; Fungi; Ascomycota; Pichiomycetes; Pichiales; Pichiaceae
Exons: 1
Coding region: 1-1860 (619 amino acids)
Cellular component (GO): HDA1 complex; nucleus
Source: RefSeq, a predicted model, not a curated record
AUGGAUCUAGGCACCCUGGUCGACCGCCCGUCUGUCGUGGCGUCGGUGCCCGCGUUGGCGGCGCCGCUCCUGUUUCCCGUUCAGCAGACGCCUAUCCAGAAGGAGCUGACCGAACUGCUAAUCAAACUGCAUCGGCCGUACCUGCAGAAGCUCUUCGCGGGACAGGAGAAGGACGAGCCGGAUUCCGACGCUCUGAGCAGCUCGGCCAUGCUUGAGCUGUUCCUGGCAAACCUCAGACAGGUUGCCAACCACUCGAGUCUGCUUGUGGACCAUUUCAUGUCCAGAAACAUGGUGCUGAUGAACCCCAAACACAACCUCAAGCGGUCCUCUGCGAAAUACGUGUGUAUCGACGACUUUCUGAGCCGGCUUGCCGCGCAGAAACAGCCGCGCACGGUGAUUGUCACGGCCGCAAGCUCGCGCGAGCUGGACCUGAUCGAGGGAAUCCUAAUUGGCAAGCGGGACCUCCAGUACUACAGGUUCAGUGGCUCCUCGCUCUACUACGACAACCACGGCUCGUUCGACUUCAGCAAGCAGGAGCUGAGCAAUCCAGCCAUGCCUCCGCCGCAAGCAGCGGCCGCCAACGGCAGGAACAAAGGCACAGACGACUACACGCCGCGGAUCUCCAAGAACAGUCCGCUGCACCGUAAAAUCGAGCAGCAGAAAAACCGGGUCGUGAGCGUGUACCUGAUACUAUCGAACCAGUUGCAGAGCCUGGCACGGUUUGAGGAGCUGCGCAGUGACCUGGUGAUCUCGCUGGACGCGCAAUUGGACCAGAGCCUCGCAAUCCCGGUCAUCAAGCCGAUACAUCUGAACGGCAUCGAAUACUUCGAUCUGGUGCUUGACAGCGCGUUUUCCGGACACGAGCGAGAUAAACAGCUCGCCAAGCUGGUGCUGGUGAACAGGAACGCUGGCACGGAAAGUCCGCAGUUGCAAGACGUCGUCAGCUGGCUCGACGGCCAGGGCAGGUACCCGUACACGGAGAGCAGAGAAAUAGAGAUGGUGAGCGACAAGGACGCUUUGGAAGCGCUGACGAACCUGGACCUUCGGUCGCCGUACGUGCUGGACCGCUACGAGUUCUUCAACCCGUCGCUGGCUCCACCGGACGAUCUCAAGAAGAUCAGGCUCGAGGAUUUUCCGCUGGCAGGCCUGACAUACCACGAGUACCAGCUGAGACUUGGCCGAUUGAUCUACGACCGCUACCAGGAACUGCAUUACACGGUUGGCACGCAGCGCAGACAUCUCGCCAAUAUCCACGAGGACGACUCCCAGCGCCAGGCGCAGCUGGAGGCCGUUGUGGAGGCCACGGGAGACCGGUUCAGAAAACUGCAGACGGCCAAGACCGCGGCGGAAAGUCUGGCCAAGCAGGUUGAAAAAUGCGAAAAGGACCUGCGCACCGUUGAGGAGACGGACCGGGGGCUCAAGGAGCGCAUGGAAGAGUACGCCGUGCGCGUACGGGACGGAGCUACAGAACCGGUGCUGCUUGAGCAGCAGAAUACCAUCGCUGCCUUACAAGACGAGCUAAAGCGACUGGAAGAAGAGUACCAGAAAGAAGUGGCGGAAAACGAGGUUGUCCGUGCCGAGUACCAGCAGAAGUCGUCUGCUGCUGCGGAAAUGUCGUCGGUUCUGAUGGAGACGAAAAAGAGGCUCGAAGGGGCGCAGACAGAGAGCUCGGGCGACUUCCGCAAGCUGCAGCAGACCAAGCUGGACAGAGAAACAGAGAUAUACAAAAAAGGCACGCAGUCGCUGGCCAGUCAAAACAGGUUUCUGGAAAAUUAUAUCAAAAUUCUCGAUAACGUCGCCAAGGAAAAAGCAACCGUCGGCCGCAUCCGCGCAAGCCGCAGCACAACACCAUACCAAUAG